AUGUCAAGCUUGAUGUCGUUGGAUGAACCAAUUUUCGACCUCGACAUGGCUUUGACGAUGCCAGAGCCUGAAAUUUGUGUCUGUAAUAAUGGAAGCCACAGGGAACCAAUUACGUCGAUGGAUGUUUCUUUCACCCAAAUUGUUCGUGAAAUGUCUACAGUUGAAGUGGUCGGUAGUACUGUUUGUACGGUAUGCAUGGAAGGUUUCGAAUCGACAGUUGGGGCCAAACAAGUCGCUUGUGGCCAUGUAUUCCAUUCACAUUGUCUUACCAACUGGCUUUCACUCCACAACUCUUGCCCUCUUUGCCGCUUCCAAGUGAUCACCUUCAGCCAGCAAACACCUCGUUAA
Messenger RNA from Capsicum annuum, 348 nucleotides. Its product is annotated as E3 ubiquitin-protein ligase SIRP1. The record is from RefSeq and is a predicted model, not a curated record. The transcript has a single exon. Lineage: Eukaryota; Viridiplantae; Streptophyta; Magnoliopsida; Solanales; Solanaceae. Bases 1 to 348 code for a protein of 115 amino acids.